AUGGGCAGUAUUUCGCUUUUGAUCUUUAUUUUGGCGAGUUGUUCGUUUUUAUUGGCUCUUUCACGGAAAGACGGCGUUUGGACGAAAAUCCAUAGAGAUCCCCAGGUUGCGCCGUUCAUUGGCUGUUUUGUCAUGGGAUACACUGCCUUGAUGAUGUUUCUUCAUUCUAUAACACGAGGAUCGUGGAUCUGGGCGCUCUGGGGCCUCUGGUGGGUUGCCACGGCGUUGCUGGUGUAUUCUGCGUUCUUGACGGUGUUUUUGGCGCUUUUGGCGAAACAUCGUCACUUGGACCGUCUGGUUGAUUAUAAAGAUAUCUCAUUUACGUACCUUUUGCCUGUGGUUACGCUUACUGUGGCGGCGCUGAUGGGCGGGAACGUUGCUGAAGACUUGCCGAACGUCCAGGUGAAGGUGAUAACCGCCGUGGUGCUGUUUUUGAUGUGGUCAGUGGCAGUUUUCUUUGCUUCCAUUAUCACUACGGUGGUUUAUUGGCGUUUGUUUACUCAUAAGAUUCCUGCUACAGCUGCAGUGUUCACUUUGUACCUUCCCAUUGGGUUUUUGGGCCAGGGAGCAUAUGGAAUUCUUGUUUUUGGAAAGAAUUGCGUUAACAUGCUUAUGGAGAACCACGACGAAGUGAUUCUGUCGAAAUAUACCACGUUUAUCCACGAAGGAGCUGAAAAAAUCGGUGCUGAUAUUGGAAACGUUGCAACCAUGAUGGCUGUUUCAAUCAUGGUUUGUUCAACGGCUGCUGCAUUGUUUCUUAUUGCAUUUGGCUACUUUGCUACGUUUCUAGCAGUAGCUUCCACCCUUUCCAAAUCACGCCCCUUUGCCAAAAAGCCAAACCUCGAUUGUAUCAGAAACAGCAGCAAAUCGCCGGCCAUGAGGUAUUUCGACGGCAUGCUCAGGUUUAACCGUGGGUUCUGGUCCAUGACUUUCCCGCUUGGAACGAUGGCCCAGGCCAAUAUCGAGCUUUGGCGGUUAUACAACGGUUUGACGGCGUUCCGCUACAUGUCGGCAAUUUACAGCAUGACGCUUUUCUGUAUCACCAUUGGGUGUCUUUUUGGCGUUGUUAUGCGAGGAAUACAGAUGCUCACGGCGCCAAUUGAAGAUACAGAGUCGAAGGAGACCGUCUGA
Candidozyma haemuli is the source of this 1131-nucleotide messenger RNA. RefSeq names its product Ssu1p (gene SSU1). The transcript has a single exon. NCBI's taxonomy places the organism in Eukaryota, Fungi, Ascomycota, Pichiomycetes, Serinales, Metschnikowiaceae. The record is from RefSeq and is a predicted model, not a curated record. Gene Ontology annotation, biological process: transmembrane transport; sulfite transmembrane transport. Gene Ontology annotation, cellular component: plasma membrane. Bases 1 to 1131 code for a protein of 376 amino acids. Gene Ontology annotation, molecular function: sulfite transmembrane transporter activity.